AUGUCGGACAUUCUGUGCCGGUGGCUCAACCAGGAGCUGCGACUGUCGAAAGCUGUCGAGCCACAGACUAUUGCCAAGGAUUUUUCCACUGGUUACUUGAUUGGGGAGGUUCUGCAUAAAUAUCAGUUGCAGAAUGAUUUCAUUUUGUUCAUAAGGAAAGACAACUCCAGUUCCAAAGUAAAUAAUUUCACCCGCCUUGAGCCUACUCUUCAUUUACUGGGGAUCUCCUUCGACAUAAACACAGUUAAGGAACUGAUUAAGGAGAAGCAAGGGGCCGCCACACGCCUCCUUUACCAACUCUACGUCUCACUUGAAAGGAAGAGGAGAUCAGAAAUCACCAGGACAAUGAUGGAAAGCAUGCAGUCAGCAGCCAAUGCAAGCCUGCACAAGAAGGAGCACGUAAUCUACUCUGAUCAACUGCACCGGGUGGUGAAACGUGGUGCAGAACUGAAGCUGCAGAAAAUUUCUAGCCACUAUGAGGCCAAAAACGAGCGACGGACCUAUACAUCUGUCAUGACCCAUCCCAUCCAGCCGAGGAGACCACACAAAGUCGAGGAAGACAAGAAAACACAGAAUAUUGACAAGCAGCCGGUAUAUCGUCAGAAGCACAACGACAUUCUGCCUUAUACCCAGGCCACUGUGGUCCAGGUACCCAAGCCACCACCUUACACUGCACAGCUCAACCUCAAGAGGAGACGACAGCAGCAGCGCAAACAACAAGCAGAGUCAGUCCAGGCUGAAAUAGCCCAGUUUGAGACAAGCAGAAAGAAACUGGUCAGUUCUGGUUUUACGCCCUCUUCAAGUGGUCAGCCUGGAGUUAUUCCCAUUAGUGGCAGCAGCUAUGACACUGAGUUACAUGGAAGUGAAAAUAAGCUGAUACUAAAGUCCAACAGCGAGUACAUAGAGGACAUCCGACAGAGGCUGGAAGAGAAUGCUGUCUCUCGUGAGCAGAGAGAGAAAAGACGAGACAGAUUCCUGGUGGAGCAGCUCAAGGCCCAUGAAGCUCAAGAGGAAGCACGGAGAGAGGAUCAGUUGGUGAAGCGUUUGACACGUCAGACUCAGCAGGAGCAGCGUUUGGCAUCUCAGCUCCUCAAGUUUCGCAUGCAGAAGGAGGUGAUCCGGCAGAACCGCCUGUUAAGAGAGAAGCAGUGCCAGCAGCGGCGAGAGCGGGACUUCCAGGAGGCUCUGGACAGGGAGGCGACUUUGGCUCAGCAGGCUAAGGUGAACCACGCAGAAGAGAUCAAAAAGGAGCUUGAAUUCCUUGACAGGAUUGCUGCUGAGCGAGCUCAGAGCAGAUACAAGAAGCACUUUAGGGGCUGCAAGGACAUUUUGGAGCAGAUAGUGGACUAUGCCACCAAGGUCGGAGAAUAUCGACUGAUCACUGCGAAUCAGAUUCCAGAUAAGCUGAUAAGAGAAUGGAAGGAAUUGCUGCUCAGUGGUCUUCCUCUCUAUGUGUCAAGCAUGGGCCAGAAGGCCGUCAAUGACUUAUCUACCUCAAUAGGUUGCAUAGAGCUUGAUAAGCAGGAGAUACUCAACAACCAGGACUAUGAUGAGUACAUUAACAUGGUCGGUGAGUGGGCCUGGCCAGAGGAAGCAGGGAGGCCCAAAUCCCCCCCGGGCAACAACACCAUUCUUGGACAUGUUGUUAUGCGUCUGCGGCACAUGGUUCAUCAACCUGUCGUGGAAGCCACCACAACCCCAUUUCCUCACUUUACUAUCAAAGCCUGUAUCCUGGGAAAGUUCUGCUCUGGCAAGUCCACCUGCCUGGCCAAGAUAGCUGAAGCCAAUGGCAUAUGUGUCUUAUCAGCUGACACACUGGUUAGGGAGGUGCUGGAGGCUUAUUAUGAACAGCAGCUGUCUACACAGGCCAUGAAGGGAGCAGCUGCAGAAAAAGAGCUGAGAAACGGAAACCCCAUUCCUGAUGAGCUGUUAGUAGAUAUUAUAGUAGGGGCAAUCAGGCAGGUUCCAGCUCAGACAGGUUGGAUCCUGGAUGGCUUUCCAGUGGAAAUCAAACAGGCCUACCUGCUAGAGAAAGCCCUGGGUGGAGCUGUGGACUUAGGGGGUGAGGUGGAGAUCAGCAGGAAGGACCUCGUUGUUGAUCCUGAUCCACCCGAACCUCUGCCCCCCCCAAACCCUGUGUUAGACCUGGUUCUGCUGCUGGAUGUCCCUGAUGAGACUGUGACGACGCGUGCAUUCAGUCAUCUUGCGCCCAAAUCUGGUGCAGAUACAAGCUCCCUUCCAACAGACACAAAUGUGUAUCUGGCACAGAUUCCACACAGGAUCACAGCUUUUCAGGACACCUGGCCAGAACUUGAGAAAUGGUUUGGUGGAAACCAAGACAUUUUGGUUUGUAUUGAUGCCAAUGGAGCAGAGGAAGAGCUUAGCGAGAAGGUGGAGUUGGUCAUUAAGCAGGUUAUGAUGCGGAUUCAUGAUGAACAACCUCAACCCCUCCCUGAUGAACCCAGCAGCCCCACAGAGUCCUCUACCAGCCUACUCAAGGAAAGAACCCGAAGUGGGACCUCGCAUCACAAAUCCAGCACCCACUCUUCCAGAGGACAUUCCAGGAUCUCAGCAGCUUCCACAGUGACACAUGAUGAAGGUCACGGAGUCCACAGGCAUCAUCAUGAAUCUGCUUCGGCCAGCCUGGCUUCAGCCAUCUAUAUCGAUAAACCUCUUCCCCCAGUAAUCUCACAGUACCUUUGCACCCACUGGGAAACAGUGUGUGAUUCAUAUGUCGGCAACAUAAAGACAGUGAUGCACCUGCUGCGCUCACAAAACACUGUUAUUACCCAUCAUCAGUUCAACCUCAGAGAGGAGUUCAAGCAUUAUCUGAGGCGUCCAGACAUGAGGCAGGAGUUAGUGUCUCAGUGGCAGAGGGCCUUCAACAGCAUAGCUGAUGAUAUGAGAGAAGAUGAGGAAACGAAAGCAGAGCUACACCUGAGACUCGAUGAACUGCGUGAACGUUUGUGGGACAUCAGUGAACAACGCAAAGAGGAGAACGAGCAGGAGAGGGCUUCUCUCAUGCAUAACGGCUGGGUGGAGGAAAAUACUGCCAUACUCAUCAACCACCAUUCUACACUCAUGCAGGUGGAGUUGGACCGCUUCCAGGAGACCCUCUGUAUUCUUAGACUCUACUAUGUGUACAUGCACAAACAUCUGGGGCUCGAGCCUCCAUCCCACUUUGUCUGUAUCCCCCUUCUGGCCAUCCAAGACGAAAAUGAUCUGGACAAUAGUGUUCCCUUCCUCUCCAAAAAUCCUGACUCCUCACAAGGGUCCAAGACACAGCCCGUGGGCAAGCCAUCCCCUGAAAAAAUCAUCUCUGACUACGAGGAGGCACACAGGACCAUCAGCAGAUUGGUCACAGGAGAAGACCAACAGGUGGAGACUAAAGAGCAGAAGGAGAAACCCCCGGAAAAGGAGAGUGCCACUGCAAGUACAAACAAAAAGGGAAAAGGAAAGCCACCAGUGAAAGAACCACCACCUCCUGAACCCGCUCACGCACCACCUCCUGAAGAAAGAAAGUGUCAUGAUCACUCAGUGAGAGACAAAAUACAUAAAGAAUAUUCAACAGCGCUGGAGCACGAGGAGAAUGCAGCGAAGGUUCGACUUGUGCUGGUGAAAGGUCGUGGUCUGGUUGUGGUGGAAAGACUGCAAAGCACGACAGAACAGGUCUUUAGCGACAUGGAGACGUGGUUAGAAGACCGCUAUCUUUCAGAAAUGAAGAGUAUUGAGCAAUUAGGCAAAGUUGUUCGCCAUCACAUUGAGGCUGGCGCUAAAUUGAAGAAUCAGCUGGUGUUGGAAUGUACUGACUUCUAUCUGAAUGGCGACUGCUACAUGGUGGCCAGCCCGACUCCCCCUCCACAUCCACCUCCUCUGGAGAAAUCCACACUGUCCACACCAACCAUCCUGCAGCUGGAGUCACUCCACCAACAUCUAUGCAACAUUGCUCCCUCAGGCCUCAUGUCCAGUUCUGAGUUUUCCAGUUUGCUCGGGGAUAUCACCUCUGUUAACAUGGGCAGAGACGUCUUGCCUGAGCGCUGGAUCAGCAUGAAUAAAAAACAGCUACUGGAGAUUGAGUCUAUGUUAGUGGACCAGUGUGACCUCAUAGACUGGCGUAGGUUUCUGCUCAGUGCUGCCCUCCCUUGGCCGUUUCCCUCCCUACAACAGCUGCUGGUUGUGCUAAAACGUUUCAAGGCAGAAGAUACAGGCAACACAGGCUAUAUCAACAGGGAACAGUACCUGCAGACGGAGUUGUGGUUUUCCAGUGAGAGUGUCCAACCUGUACCUGAGGACCCAUCUGAGCCUCUACCUUAUAACCGUCUGGCCAACUUACGCAAGUUCUUUUUCCAGUUGUUUGCGGAUCACUCUUCCUCUCCACCUCGAUUGGACUAUGGGUCCAUGCUGCAGUACUUUGCAGCCGACCCUAGCCCCCGACAGGGCUUCAUUAGAGCACUGAGCGUGGUGCUGGGACACAAUGUGGGACAACACAUCUCACUGGGUCAUCUUGUCGAGUCCAUGCCCAGUAUAGAAGGGGCUACAGAGCUCAGCCCCCCAGAACCCGACGGAGAGGGGCAGGACACACUGUUUGUAUCGAGCAGUCCAUCGUUGGAGCAGGACGUGUCCAUCCCUGCUCUCCUUUCUGUCAUCUGCCACAAAGUCACCAAGCUGAAAGACGGCAGCAAGCUUCCUCCAGGCUGCGUGAGUGAGGAGGAGCACGCUCAGCACCUGGUGGAUCUUUUCAGCGAGCACGGCUACACACCUGAGAGCUGUGUCCCCUUCUCCAUUCUGUAUCAUCAUCCUCUCAUCCAGGUCCUGAUGGAGUCCUCCAUACACCACCAGCUUGUAAACAUUCAUGGAGUGCUACUGGCCAAUCAGAGUGAAGGAGAGGCUGAAAGCUCUGGAUGA
Limanda limanda (common dab) is the source of this 4905-nucleotide messenger RNA. It is a transcript of the gene spef2, whose product is annotated as sperm flagellar 2. Gene Ontology annotation, biological process: sperm axoneme assembly. The record is from RefSeq and is a predicted model, not a curated record. Gene Ontology annotation, molecular function: protein binding. The transcript has 36 exons. Gene Ontology annotation, cellular component: sperm midpiece; manchette. Lineage: Eukaryota; Metazoa; Chordata; Actinopteri; Pleuronectiformes; Pleuronectidae. The coding region runs from base 1 to 4905 and encodes 1634 amino acids.